Messenger RNA from Cladophialophora yegresii CBS 114405, 1392 nucleotides. RefSeq lists its product as uncharacterized. Gene Ontology annotation, biological process: positive regulation of transcription by RNA polymerase II; negative regulation of transcription by RNA polymerase II. Lineage: Eukaryota; Fungi; Ascomycota; Eurotiomycetes; Chaetothyriales; Herpotrichiellaceae. Gene Ontology annotation, molecular function: RNA polymerase II cis-regulatory region sequence-specific DNA binding; DNA-binding transcription factor activity, RNA polymerase II-specific; zinc ion binding. Bases 1 to 1392 code for a protein of 463 amino acids. The transcript is spliced from 2 exons. The record is from RefSeq and is a predicted model, not a curated record.
AUGGACCCAUUGCACCACUCCUCUUCACUCGGUUCGGAGCAGGACAGUCUGAUGCGUCAGCCUUCAGCCGAAGACCUCGAUGCCGCUCAUCAACUUGUAUCCUCGGCUCUUGGCGAGCGCCAUGUUUCUCAUAUCUCUAGCGACAACCAUGUGAACGUCGCUAUCGACAAUCCCUCGCCGCGUCAAGUCAGUCCCAGGCCAGAGGGCCCCGAACCGCAACGCUCUUCUAUUGAGAACGCGGAGCAGAGAGACGAUGCUUCUGGGCUGGCUCAAGUUUGCAGCAACUGCGGGACGACGAAGACACCCUUAUGGCGACGGUCGCCGACGGGUCAUACCAUAUGCAAUGCAUGUGGCCUUUACCUCAAAACUCGUAAUGCGCCUAGACCUACCAAUUCCAGACGCCAAACCUCAGUCACUCCUGGUGAAACUCCGCGGCAGAGAAUCACGGCAUCCCCCGCCGGCUCAGCUCCUUCGACACCAGCCCAGCCCCAGUCUUCGACCAUACCUUAUCGGUUACCCGAGCAUACUUCUGGCACCUGUCCAGGCGGAGGAGAAUGCAAUGGAGCCGGUGGUGCUGAAGGGUGCGGAGGAUGCCCUGCGUACAACAACCGGGUCGCGAGGAGUAGUAUGGCCUCGGCUGUCGCCGGUCAACCUCCCGAAGAUGGAGCAAGUGAUGCGCACAGCGACGCUGGGUCAAGUACUGCUCAUGGCGCAUCCAAUCCUUCGCCUCAGCCUCAAGCACCACCCGGUAGCGUGGCGCUCGUUGUCGCGUGCAAGAAUUGCGGAACGACGGUAACUCCUCUCUGGCGCCGCGACGAGCAAGGCCAUCCUAUCUGCAACGCUUGCGGACUGUACCACAAAUUACACGGAUCACAUCGUCCGGUACAGAUGAAGAAGUCGACGAUCAAGAGACGGAAGAGAGUGGUCCCGGCAUACCCUGACGCUCCAAGACCUGCCACACAGCAGCCAGCGUCGGCUUCGCCAGAACCCACCGCAUCAGCGGCAGACGAGCACCAGGUACCGAGUGACAGCUCGCCGGCGCUGAAGCGGAGACGGCAGCCCCCAUCAGUGGACUACACUGGAUACGUGCCUCAAUCCAGCCUGACUGAAGGUCCACCUCCCUCUCAGGAUACCGGCGACCACUACGCAGUUCAGCUUCAACGAGCGGCGGCGGCAGCAGGGGGCAUGCAACUGGACCCAGCCCUAUUGGAAGCGGGUCGACGUCGCCAAGAACAGGAUGCGACUCACUUGGAAGCCCGUCCCGAUGGUGCAGGAUCUGAAGAAGAGCGUGUAGCCCUGCGAGCGGAACGAAGAGCACAAUUGAUGCGUGAAGCGGAGGUUAUGCGGGCGGCUUUGCGUGCUAAGGAACGCGAGAUCGAUGAUCUCACCUGA